Molecule: messenger RNA, 1457 nt
Organism: Callithrix jacchus (white-tufted-ear marmoset)
Lineage: Eukaryota; Metazoa; Chordata; Mammalia; Primates; Cebidae
Product: protein BTG1-like
Biological process (GO): negative regulation of cell population proliferation
Cellular component (GO): cytoplasm; nucleus
Source: RefSeq, a predicted model, not a curated record
AUGCAUCCCUUCUACACUCGGGCUGCCACCAUGAUAGGCAAGAUUGCUGCCACCGUGUCCUUCUUCUCCAAGUUCCUCCACACCAGGGGGCUCACGAGCGAGCAACAGCUGCAGACCUUCAGCCAGAGCCUGCAGGAGCUGUUGGCAGAACAUUAUAAACAUCACUGGUUCCCAGAAAAGCCAUGCAAGGGAUCGGGUUACCGUUGUAUUCGCAUCAACCAUAAAAUGGGGCCAGGCGCGGAUCCUAUGAUUGGACAGGCAGCACAGCGGAUUGAAGUGAGCAGUCAGGAGCUGUUCAGGCUUCUCCCAAGUGAACUCACACUCUGGGUUGACCCUUACGAAGUAUCCUACAGAAUUGGAGAGGAUGGCUCCAUCUGUGUGCUGUAUGAAGCCUCACCAGCAGGAGGUAGCACUCAAAACAACACCAACGUGCAAGUGGUAGACAGCCGAAUCAGCUAUAAGGAGGAACUUCUCUUGGACAGAACGAGCCCUUCCAAAAACUACAAUAUGAUGACUGUAUCAGGUUAAGAUAUAGUCUAUGGAUGGAUCAUCUUAUAGUGAUGGAUAAAUUUGAUAUUUGCUUUGGGUGGGCUCCUCUUGGGGACUGGAUUACGGAAUUUAAACCAUGUCACAGCUGUGAAGAUCUGGCACAAGAUAGAGUGGUAAAAAAAAUUGUUAAGUGACAGUGCCAUAGUGCCUUUCAGUGAUUAAUUUUAAUAGCCUGUGAGUCCAAGUAAAUGAUCACUUUAUUUGCUAGGGAGGGAAGUCCUAGGGUGGUUUCAGUUUCUCCCAGACAUACCUAAAUUUGUACAUCAAUCCCUUUAAAGAAAAUCUGUAUUUCAAAGAAUCUUUCUCUGCAGUAAAUCUCGCAGAGGAAUUUGCACUAUUACACUUGAAAAUUGUUAUUGUUAACCUUUUUGGCAGCUCAAUAGGAAAGCUAAACGUUUCAAACAUGAUAGUACUGGAAAUUUUACAAGAGUUUUACCUAGCACUUAAAUAUGUAUAAAUGUACAUAAAGACAAACUAGUAAGCACGACCUGGGGAAAUGGUCAGAUCUUGUAUUGUGUUUUUGGCCUUGAAAGUAGCAAGUGACCAGAAUCUGCCAUGGCAACAGGCUUUUAAAAAGACCCUUAAAAAGACACCGUCUCAACUGUGGUGUUAGCACCAGCCAGCUCUCUGUACAUUUGCUAGCUUGUAGUUUUCUAAGACUGAGUAAACUUCUUAUUUUUAGAAAAGUGGAGGUCUGGUUUGUAACUUCCCUUGUACUUAAUUGGGUAAAAGUCUUGUCCACAAACCACCAUCUAUUUUGUGAACUUUGUUAGUCAUCUUUUAUUUGGUAAAUUAUGAACUGGUGUAAAUUUGUACAGUUCAUAUAUAUUGAUUGUGACAAAGUUGUACAGAUUUCUAUAUUUUCGAUGAGAAAUUUUUCUUCUCUCUAUAAUAAAUUGUUUCUUAUC